AUGCAGGUGUUCACUACCAAGAUGGAGUCGAGAAGAAGUGUCAUUCUUCCCGACAUGUUCAAAGGCUUCGUGGUCGAGACUCCGCCUAUGAAUCCCAACUAUGAAACAGUCAAGCCCAUCUCCGAGAGGUGGCUUGCAGAGAAGUGUUCCUUUUCACCUCGAAUGAAAAAGAGGGUUGAGUUCUGCGACUUUGCCGUAUUCAUUUCUAUCGCGGCUCCUGAUGCUCCAUUCGACAAGCUCAAGACGAUGUGCGAUUGGGGGAACUGGGUCUUUCCUUUCGAUGAUAUGUUUGAUGAAGGAUCAUUGAAAUCCGAUCCGAAACGGUCGCAAGUCGUUAUUGAUAGUCUCAUGGCAGAUAUGUUGGAAAAGACUUAUACUAGGACAAAGAGCGCUGUAGUCCAGGCUCAUGACGACAUUUUUCGAAGGGUGUCACAGGUAACUUCAGGUGCCCGGAGAAGAUUUGCUCUUGCAAUGAAGCAGUACACAGACGGAGUAGUCCAUCAUGUGAAACAGUUUUCUACAAAUAGCAUUCCUAGUAUCCAGGAGAUGCUUGAUACAAGGCGGCUUUCAUCGGGAGUGACGCCUUUGUAUCAUCUGAUCGAGUAUGCCCAUGAUAUCAAGUUGCCAGAUGAAGUAUUCGAAAACCCCAUUAUCCAGAGGUUAGAGCUUCUGGGUGCGGACUUUGUCUUGCUGUCCAAUGACAUCUUAUCCUACCGGAAGGAAGAGAAUGACGACUGCCCUUUCAGCAUGGUUGCAGCUUGUCGAAUGACUGGCCAAUCUCCACAAGAGGCAUUCGAUACUGUCGGGAACCUUCUUGAGGAAAGAUACCAAUAUUGGCAGAAGGCAAUUGAGCAACUGCCAAGUUGGGGACCCGAGAUCGACGCGAAUGUCGCUCGCUAUAUCCAAGGCAUUCAAAAUGUCGUGCAAGCCAACAUCACGUGGAGGUACGAGAUUGCUGCCGAAAGUGAAACCAGAUCAAAUGCUCACAUGCGACAGCUUCCGAUCGGGGAGAUAUUUUGGGAAACAAGCUCCCGAGAUCCGACGGACACGAAUGAUUGA
This is a messenger RNA of Fusarium odoratissimum NRRL 54006, 1059 nucleotides long. RefSeq lists its product as uncharacterized. The transcript is spliced from 7 exons. The record is from RefSeq and is a predicted model, not a curated record. Bases 1 to 1059 code for a protein of 352 amino acids. Lineage: Eukaryota; Fungi; Ascomycota; Sordariomycetes; Hypocreales; Nectriaceae.